Molecule: messenger RNA, 672 nt
Organism: Rodentolepis nana
Lineage: Eukaryota; Metazoa; Platyhelminthes; Cestoda; Cyclophyllidea; Hymenolepididae
Source: the annotation of a GenBank genome assembly
AUGAACCCCCUUCGUUUGGAAAUGGUCAACAAUUUGUUCAAAGACGAAUCACCUAAACCCUGGUAUCCUCUUUAUGGCAAGCAUAUUAUGGACAUUGGUUGUGGUGGUGGAAUUCUUUCUGAGCCAUUAGGACGCCUUGGGGCCAAAGUUAUUGGAAUAGAUCUUCUUUUAGAAGGAAUUGAAGCUGCAAAGGAGCAUCUUCGCAUGGCCAAUCCUGAUAUUUGGGAAAGUGUGCCUUUUGGUCCUCCAGAAUAUCAAUGUAUCAGUUCCACAGAAGCUGCUGAAAAGUAUCCUGGCUUCUUCGAUGCCAUCAUUGCUUCCGAGGUUUUGGAACAUGUCUCGGAUUGGGAACAUCUUGUUAGUGAUGUCUCCAAGUGUCUGAAACCUGGUGGCCAUUUCAUAGCAACUACUGUGAAUAGGACAUUUUUGUCGUACUGGCUUGGUAUUAUUGUUGCUGAACAAGUUAUUAACAUUGUUCCCAGAGGAAUGCACACUUGGGAUAAAUUUAUUGAACCCUCUGAAUUGAGCAUGGCUGCUAUCAGACAUAACCUUCAACCUCGAAAAGUGCUUGGUAUGACUUAUUGCCCACUUUCAAAUGAGUGGAGCUGGAUUGGUUCACAGGCCAUUAAUUACGCCUUUCAUGCCGUCAGGGUCGAUUCAGGAAACUCUUAA